AUGGCCGAUACCAAGCGUAGCCGCUGCUUCUUCGACAUCGCAAUCGGCGGUGUCAAAGCUGGCCGCGUCGCCUUCGAACUCUAUAACGACAUCGUCCCCAAAACCGCCGAGAACUUCCGCGCAUUAUGUACCGGAGAGAAGGGUGUCGGCAAUGCAGGCAAGCCGCUACACUACAAGGGAUCGGGCUUCCAUCGCGUGAUCAAGGGCUUCAUGAUCCAAGGAGGUGACUUCACCAUGGGUAACGGCACGGGUGGUGAGAGCAUUUAUGGAGAGAAAUUCGAGGACGAGAACUUUGAGAAAGUACACGAGAAGCCGUUUCUGCUGAGCAUGGCGAAUGCUGGUCCCGUUCCGACACCACAUUUGGACAAGAAGCACGUUGUGUUUGGCGAAGUUAUCAACGGCAAGAGCAUCGUACGGACGAUCGAGAACCUCAAGGUACAGAGCGGCGAUAAGCCAUACCAGGAUGCAACCAUAAUAGGCGAGGACUAUGAGAAGGCCACAGAAAAAACGCCCGACGCGACUGGUGACCCAUACGAAGAUUUUCCGGAAGACCAAAAGCCCAGCGGCGAUGAUGAGUGGAAAGGCGACGAGAUCCUCAAGAUCGCAACCGAGCUCAAAGAUAUGGGCAAUGCGGCCUUCAAGCAGCAAAACCUCGAUCUCGGCAUCAAGAAGUACCAAAAAGCAUUGCGAUACCUACACGAGUACCCUGCACCGCUCGAGACUGACCCCGCAGACCUCUUCCCCAAGCUCCAGACUCUUAAGAUCUCCGUAUACCUCAAUUGCGCCCUUCUCCAGAACAAGACCAAUCAGUUCGCCGAUGCACUGGACAGCGCGUCGAAGGCGUUGGAGAUUGAGGGCAUCAGCGAUAAGGACAAGGCGAAGGCGUACUUCAGGUCAGGACAGGCGAAGGUUGGCAAGAAGAGCGACGAGGGUGCGGUUGAAGAUCUGAAAGAGGCACUCAAGUAUGCACCAGGCGAUGCGGCGAUUGUGAAGGAGUUGGACGGUGCGAAGAAGAGGGUUGCAGUGCGGAAGGAGAAGGAGAAAAAGGCGUAUAAGAACGCUUUCAACUUUGACUGA
This is a messenger RNA of Parastagonospora nodorum SN15, 1077 nucleotides long. RefSeq lists its product as hypothetical. Bases 1 to 1077 code for a protein of 358 amino acids. NCBI's taxonomy places the organism in Eukaryota, Fungi, Ascomycota, Dothideomycetes, Pleosporales, Phaeosphaeriaceae. Gene Ontology annotation, cellular component: intracellular membrane-bounded organelle. The record is from RefSeq and is a predicted model, not a curated record. Gene Ontology annotation, biological process: protein peptidyl-prolyl isomerization; protein folding. The transcript has 6 exons. Gene Ontology annotation, molecular function: peptidyl-prolyl cis-trans isomerase activity; protein binding.